GUUUUAAUGAUUCGGAUAAGAGACUCAAUUCCUUAGAAAAGAGCAUAGAGGCCUUAGUGAAAUCGCAAACUAACUUGACCCAAUCCCAACAAACCUUCAUGCAAACUUUAACCCAAGAUCGGCAACUUUUGCAUUCUAAUGUGCAAGCCGUAUCUAAGUUAGAGUCCCAAUUGAGUCAAUUAGCGAGCACGUUGUGUGAACGAGAAAAGAACAAAUUCCCGAGCCAACCCGAGGUGAACCCGAAAUUCCCUCUUAAUCAAAGACCCCCGGAUAAUGUGCAUUCGGUCAUUUCCCUUAGGUCGGGUAAACAAGUUGAUACCCAAGUUGGUGAGAACCUCGGUAAGAAAGGGGAUUCGACUUCUAACCCAAGUCCACCCCGCACUACCAUUAAUCAUGACAAACCCGAGAGUUCAAAAGCCCGUGAGGAGUCGAGUGACCCAAACCCGGAACCCGAGUUGCAAAGUGAAGUAGUCUAUAAACCAAGAGUCCCUUAUCCUCAAAGACUUAUUUCACCCAAGCAAUCGGCUCAAAUGGAGAAGAUUUUGGAAGUAUUUAAGCAAGUCAAGGUCAACAUACCCCUUUUAGAUGCAAUUCAACAAAUUCCUUCAUAUGCUAAGUGUCUUAAGGAGUUAUGUACCCAUAAGAGAACCAACCAUGUCCCUAAGAAAGCUUUCCUUACGUCUCACAUAAGUUCGAUUCUCUCAAACCAAAUUCCCGUGAAAUACAAGGACCCCGGUUGUCCUACAAUUUCAUGUGUCAUAGGAGAAACUUUUGUGGAUAAGGCGUUACUUGAUUUAGGGGCUAGUGUUAAUCUCCUUCCAUAUUCUGUCUACCAAGCUUUAGGUUUAGGGGAGCUUCGACAAACCAAUGUCACACUUCAAUUAGCCGAUCGAUCCGUGAAAAUUCCUAAGGGAAUGAUCGAAGAUGUGCUAAUUAAAGUAGGUGAUUUUGUGUUUCCCGUAGAUUUUGUCGUCCUAGAGACCGAGCCGGUUAGGAACCCGAAGAAUCAAAUUCCCAUAAUCCUAGGACGACCCUUUUUAGCUACAUCCAACGCUUUGAUUAAUUGUAGGAACGGCUUAAUGAAGCUAACAUUUGGUAACAUGACAAUCGACCUCAACAUCUUUCAUGUAGGGAAACAAUCCGAUGAUUUCUAUGAUCAACCUUUAGACGUUAAUCUAAUUGAUGAAAUAGUUGAUCAAGAUCUCAUGAAUCCUAAUGAUGCCCUUGAAUUUUGCUUAAAACAUUUUGGAGAGGAUUGGGAUGUUUCCGACUACACACAUGAGGUCAACCAAAUGUUAGAAUCCACCAUUCCUACAACAAGUCAAGAGCGUGAUGUUGAACCCGAGCCUUUGCCAUCACCAAAUAAAACCGUUGAGUCACAACCGCCGGAAUUAGAACUCAAACCUCUUCCCGACACUCUUAAGUAUGCUUUUCUAGGCCCUAACGAGUCAUAUCCCGUCAUCAUUGCCUCUAAUUUGACUACGUCACAAGAGGAAGAACUUUUAGGAAUCCUUAGAAAGCAUAAGGGAGCGAUAGGGUGGAGCAUUUCGGACAUUAAAGGAAUUAGCCCGGCGAUUGUCCAACAUAGGAUUCAUUUGGUAGAAGAUGCAAAGCCCGUAAGAGAACCUCAAAGGAGGUUGAAUCCUCCCAUGAUGGAGGUAGUUAAGAAAGAGAUUCUUAAGUGCUUAGACAAUGGGAUCAUUUAUCCCAUUUCCGAUAGUAAGUGGGUGAGCCCCGUCCAUGUAGUGCCUAAGAAGUCGGGCAUUACUUUGGUAACCAAUGAGAACAAUGAGCAAGUUCCAACACGUGUCCAAUCCGGUUGGAGAAUGUGUAUAGACUUUAGGAAGCUCAAUGCCGUCACUAGGAAAGAUCAUUUUCCUUUGCCCUUUAUCGAUCAAAUGCUAGAAAGGUUAGCGGGUCAUGCUUUUUAUUGCUUCUUAGAUGGUUACUCGGGAUAUUUUCAAAUCCCAAUCGCACCCGAGGACCAAGAAAAGACCACCUUCACUUGCCCCUUUGGAACCUUCGCUUAUAGACGUCUAGCUUUCGGCCUAACUACGGGCCCGUCCACGUUCCAAAGGUGCAUGACUAGCAUCUUCUCGGAAAUGAUAGGUGACUUUCUAGAAGUCUUCAUAGAUGAUUUUUCCAUCUUUGGACCAUCUUUUCACCAAUGCCUUAACAAUCUAGACUUAGUUUUGAAAAGAUGUGAGGAAACUGAUCUAGUGUUAAAUUGGGAGAAAUGUCAUUUCAUGGUUAAGGAGGGAAUCGUUUUAGGACACAAAAUUUCUGAAAAAGGGAUCGAAGUAGACAAGGCUAAGGUCGACCUAAUAGCUAAUCUCCCUCCUCCCAAGUCCGUUAAGGAAAUUCGUUCUUUCCUUGGACAUGCGGGAUUUUAUCGUAGAUUCAUCCAAGAUUUUAGCAAAAAGGCCCGACCUUUGACCAACCUUCUAGCUAAGGAUGUCAAAUUCGAGUUCACAAGCGAGUGUGUUCAUUCCUUCGAAGACCUUAAGAGAGAAUUGACUUCGGCCCCAAUCAUGAAGUCUCCCGAUUGGAGUCAACCUUUUGAGCUUAUGUGUGACGCAUCCGAUUAUGCCAUAGGAGCAGUUUUAGGACAACGAAUAGAUAAGAGGCCUCAUGUCAUUUACUACGCUAGUAAGACCUUAAAUGAUGCCCAACUCAAUUACUCUACCACCGAGAAGGAACUUCUAGCCGUAGUCUUUGCCUUAGAAAAAUUUCGCUCUUAUCUUAUUGGGUCCAAAAUCAUUGUUUACACCGACCAUGCCGCUCUUAAAUACCUUUUUUCUAAAAAAGACUCAAAAGCCCGCUUGAUUAGAUGGGUGUUGUUGCUCCAAGAGUUUGACUUAGAGAUUAGGGAUAAGAAAGGUUGUGAGAAUGUCGUCGCCGAUCACCUCUCUCGAUUAGUGGUUGAAUCCACUAACGACUUGCCCUUAAGCGAGUCCUUUCCCGACGAACACCUUCUCUCAAUUUCCACUCUCCCUUGGUUCGCCGACAUAGUCAAUUACCUAGCAACCGGUGACAUUCCCUCGACAUGGUCCAAGAAUGAUAAAGCCAAGUUCUUUUCUCAAGUGAAACAUUUCUUUUGGGAUGACCCGUAUCUCUUUAAACAUUGUCCCGAUCAAAUUAUUAGGAGGUGUGUCCCAAAUAGUGAGUUUCAUAGCAUCCUCUCGUUUUGUCACGAUCAAGCAUGUGGAGGUCAUUUUAGUGCGAAGAAGACCGCCGCUAAAAUCCUCCAAUGCGGUUUUUAUUGGCCUACUUUGUUUAAGGAUGCCGCUGAGUAUUGGAGGAACAUGAUGCCUAUGAGCCCAAUCCUUGUUGUUGAACUUUUUGAUGUGUGGGGCAGAGAUUUCAUGGGUCCAUUUCCUAAUUCAUUUGGCCACCUUUACAUACUUCUCGCGGUUGAUUACGUUUCUAAGUGGGUAGAAGCCAUUCCGACCCGGUCCAAUGACAACAAAGUUGUCCUUCGAUUCCUUAAAGAGAAUAUCUUUUCUCGAUUUGGUACACCUAGGGCUAUCAUUAGUGACCAAGGGACUCAUUUUAAAAACCGUCAAUUCGAGUCACUUCUGAAGAAGUACUCUAUCACUCAUAGGCUUGCUACCCCUUAUCAUCCUCAAACUAGUGGCCAAGUAGAGGUUUCAAACCGGCAAAUUAAGCAAAUCUUAGAAAAGACGGUCAACUCAAAUAGGAAAGAUUGGUCCACCAAGUUGAUAGAUGCCUUAUGGGCCUAUCGGACCGCCUUUAAGACCGUCUUAGGAAUGUCUCCUUAUAGACUCGUGUAUGAAAUCAUGUCGACUACUGCCUUCGAGUACAAUGGAGCAAAAUUUGUCACCAACAACUACUCAGCUAUUCUGGAUAAUGAUGAAGCACCCAAGGAGUUUCAUCUUAUUCAAGAUUUCCUGGCUCACAGUGAGCUUAUGUAUGCUCUAACUCAGCCAGAGCAAAUCUCCCCUUCUCAAGUCCUAACCCUCUGGAGAUCAGCAAACUACGAUGAUGGCGGUGAAAAGGGUUCUCCAUCUCUUACAUGCAAUUAUGAAGGCCAAGAGUAUGCUAUCUCACCUGCAACUAUCAGGAAGGCUCUUCAUCUUCCUGAAGAAAAGAAGUUUGAUUCAUCAGUUCCUACUCAAACUCUGAGGGACAUGAUGCUUUUUCUUGGGAGAAAAGAAAAUAUGAAUAUUGUCUACUACUCAAGAUUUUGUCAGCUUAUAUUUUCUUACUGCUUCCCUGAUGUGCCCCUUCCUGAAGAAGGAAAUGAACUCCCUUUUAAAAUCACCAAAAGAGCUUUUACUGAUCUGAUUAAAAAGGAUAGUAAAAAGAAUGCUGCACCUGUAUUUGCUAUUCCUGUGACUGUACAGGAUAAGCUGAAGUUAGCUCUACCAGACAAGUAUGGAGCCCUAUUCUCUGAUGAUAAUAUCCCACAGCCUCCAUCUCCAGUUCAUAACCCAAUACCAACUGCUGAUCCCAAACCAACCUCUGGUUCUUCCCAACAAGGACCAGUUGUAAUAUCUUCACCAAAAAGGGUACUGAGGUCUUCUAGAUCCCCAUCCAAACAGCAAUCUCCUCCUCCCAGGAAAAGAAGAUUCCUUCAGAAGAUUUCAGAUUCUGAAUCAGAAGAAGACAUUCCUUCUCCUCCACCAGCAAAGAAACUGAGAAAGAAAAUAAAGGCAACCUCUAUUACUGAUCUGACUGUGGACCCACCACAAUCAGAGGAACCUAAACAACCUUUGAUUCCUUUCUCUGAUCAAUCUGCAGAGCCACUGUUGAUAGAACCUAUCUCUGCAGUGCCACUUGAUAUUGCUGCAGCUGACCAACAAAUGUCAGAGUCAACCUCUGAUCACAAUGAUCAAUCUGAAGGAACAAAGUCUGUUGAAGAGAAUAUAGCAGCUGAUAUUCUUGUGUCAGAAACAGUUCCUGCUGUCCCCAAUCAAUCAGAAGAUGCACAGAUAGAGUUGGUCUUGCAAAUGAUUCAGGAUUCUCUGCUUCAACCUGAAGUUCUUGUUGCAGCUCCUGCUCAGGAGAUUACUGAAGCUGCAAACUCUGAUGCAGCUACUGAAGCUCUAGAAGAAAAUUCACCAGAAAGGGUUGAUUCCCCAGUUAAGAUACUGUCACCAGUUAGGGAAUCCACUCCAUUUACAGCACCUGCAGUUCCAAGCUCUCCAAUUCCAUUUUCUGAGCCUGCUAGAAGGAAAAUUUGCCACUUGUCAUAUAAUCACAGGAUGUGCAGAACCACAUCACCUUCUGUGGAAGAUAGGCUUACCUCUAUUGAAGCCACUCAGGCUUCAAUGAAUUAUACUCUGGCAGAUUUGAGUGCUUCUGUGGCACAGCUGGUACAGUCAGAGAUUCAGAUGCAUUAUCCAAAGAAAUUGAUCUUGUGA
Daucus carota subsp. sativus is the source of this 5387-nucleotide messenger RNA. RefSeq lists its product as uncharacterized. The record is from RefSeq and is a predicted model, not a curated record. Lineage: Eukaryota; Viridiplantae; Streptophyta; Magnoliopsida; Apiales; Apiaceae. Bases 99 to 5387 code for a protein of 1762 amino acids. The transcript has 6 exons. Gene Ontology annotation, biological process: DNA integration. Gene Ontology annotation, molecular function: nucleic acid binding.